Molecule: messenger RNA, 1673 nt
Organism: Camelina sativa (false flax)
Lineage: Eukaryota; Viridiplantae; Streptophyta; Magnoliopsida; Brassicales; Brassicaceae
Cellular component (GO): cytoplasm
Source: RefSeq, a predicted model, not a curated record
CCAGAGAAUCGUCGCUUACAGAGAGCUCCGGCGAACGGGAAAUUGAUGUUCCGGUGAGAAUUUAGGGGAUACGGUUGUCCAGGAUAAGGGUUUAUCGUUUGGGAGUGACGUUUUGUUUUCUCCCUUUCGUCGUCGUCUGCGUGAGAGAUGUCCACAAAAUUUUGGGGUUUAAAUUGACAGAAGAAGAAGAUCCCGUUUCCCGGCUAUCUCAAGAACAUCUCCAUCUCCUGAGUAUUAUAAGUCGAUGAGUAGCUUCAACGGAGACUCCAUGGAUGAUUUCAAAGGCCUCCGGAUAACUCAGCUCGACGAUGAUGAAGAUGAGGAAACUGCAAUGGAACCCGUAAACAUUGAUGAAUUUGAUGAUGAUGAUGAUGAUGAUGAUGACGAAGAUUAUGAGCCUGUGACGUUAGGUUUCGUUGAGAGUCCUCGGUUCCCUUGGUCGAAUCUUCGUCAACUGUUCCCUAAUCUAGCUGGUGGUGUUCCGGCAUGGUUAGAUCCAGUUAAUUUACCGUCAGGGAAGUCAAUUCUGUGUGAUCUAUGUGAAGAGCCUAUGCAAUUUGUACUGCAACUCUAUGCUCCUAUCAUGGACAAGGAAUCAACUUUUCAUCGGUCGUUGUUUCUCUUCAUGUGUCCAUCAAUGUUAUGUCUCCUCCGUGAUCAACAUGAGCAAUGGAAACGUUCCCCCGAGAAGGCUUUGCGGAGUAUGAAGGUUUUCCGUUGCCAAUUGCCUCGCGUUAAUCCUUUUUACUCGAGUGAGGCUCCAAAGCACGAUGGAACAGACAAGCCAUUGGGAAAUGGAGCUCCUCUUUGCACGUGGUGUGGAACGUGGAAAGGAGAUAAACUAUGUAGUGGCUGCAAAAGUGCUCGAUAUUGUUCACCGAUACACCAGGCCCUGCAUUGGCGCAUGGGUCAUAAAUCCGAAUGCCAACAGCUUCGAGCGGUUAUUGAGACAUCUGACUCAGACCCUGUCAAUAAUAGGGUCGCCCUAACUCAAAAACAGAAAGUUGCGAGUAAGAGUCUAUGGAAAGAAUUUGUAGUGAUCCAUGAGGAUGAAAGUGAGUAUGAUACAGAGAUGUCCGGAGAUGAUGAAAUAGCUAAAUCUUUGGUCUCAAAGAGAGAAGUUAACGACCAAAUGCAAUCGCUAAUGAACGAUUAUGAGGGAGAUGCUGAUAAAAAGAUUUGGGUUGAUUUCCAGCAACGUGUAGCUAAAGCCCCUGAACAAGUUCUAAGAUAUUCCCGGAGCUCUGGUGCUAAACCUCUUUGGCCAAUGGCAAGCGGACGAGCCUCUAAAUCUGAGAUACCCAAUUGCAAAUCUUGUGGUGGUUCUCUUUGUUUUGAAUUUCAGGUAAUGCCGCAGCUACUGUUCUUCUUCGGCGGGAAGAACGAUAGGGAAUCUCUCGACUGGGCAACAAUUGUGGUGUACACGUGUGCGAACUCAUGUGACUCGAGCUUAAGUUACAAGGAAGAGUUCGUCUGGGUUCAACUAUAUAGUCAGACAACUUAGAAUCUUGUCCUCUGUUUCUGUUCCCUGCUGGCUGUUGCCUCGAAAGUUUCGUUCCUAAAGAAUCCGAUCGAACCGAACCUAGUAUUUGUAAACUUUUCAUGGGUUUGUUUGUUUAACGAUCUCUAUAAAGAUUUCUGUGAAAAAGGUAAAUUUUAAAAAUUGCUUCACC